This is a messenger RNA of Oryzias melastigma (Indian medaka), 7063 nucleotides long. Its product is annotated as phosphatidylinositol 4,5-bisphosphate 3-kinase catalytic subunit alpha isoform. The transcript is spliced from 26 exons. Gene Ontology annotation, molecular function: 1-phosphatidylinositol-3-kinase activity; 1-phosphatidylinositol-4-phosphate 3-kinase activity. Lineage: Eukaryota; Metazoa; Chordata; Actinopteri; Beloniformes; Adrianichthyidae. Bases 530 to 3736 code for a protein of 1068 amino acids. Gene Ontology annotation, cellular component: phosphatidylinositol 3-kinase complex, class IB; plasma membrane; cytoplasm. Gene Ontology annotation, biological process: phosphatidylinositol 3-kinase/protein kinase B signal transduction; phosphatidylinositol-mediated signaling; cell migration. The record is from RefSeq and is a predicted model, not a curated record.
CACUUUCACUCUUGCUGGGUGUUUUGUAGUCAAGGGAAGGGAGGAGGGCUCCAGACAGAGCGUGGCUGCAUUGUCGCAGUAACACAACUUAUCCCAUCGAGCUGCUCUUCAGCAGCCCACAACAUCCUCCAGGUCGACUUUCUGUGACUGGACAAGGCUGGUCUGGGCUUCGUAACCAUAAACCCCACUGUCUGCGAGGGUUUCCCGUUACUAUCGUGGAGUCUCGGCGGCUGUCACCGAGAUCUGGCGCAGGAGCUGACAGACAGAUAACUGCUUGCUUCGCCCGGCGCCGGGAGACACCAAACCCGGGCGUCGGGAAGCGGAGGUUUCGGCUAGUUGGAAGCUAGCUGGCGUUAGCCGGGAGACUCACUAUCGGACCAGCGCCUUUCAAUGGCUUUGAAUUGAAGAGUCUCUCUUCGUGGAGAUGGAAUGAAACAUGAAGGGUGGAACUAUUUUGCCAUUUAAAUAGGAGGGCGUCGCUUCAAGGCACAGCUUCACUGUGUAACUGAGCUGGGAGACUGAGGGGAAGAUGCCACCCAGGCCAUCUUCAGGGGAGCUGUGGGGCCUCCACCUGAUGCCCCCCAGGAUCCUGGUGGACUGCCUUCUACCCAACGGGAUGAUUCUGACCCUGGAGUGUCUCCGUGAAGCCACACUUAUCACCAUCAAGCAUGAGCUGUUCAAAGAGGCCAGAAAAUAUCCACUCCAUCACCUCUUACAGGAGGAGACUUCCUACAUCUUUGUUAGUGUGACACAGGAGGCAGAGCGAGAGGAAUUCUACGAUGAGACCCGCAGGCUGUGUGACCUCCGACUCUUCCAGCCUUUCCUCAAAGUCAUUGAACCAGUUGGCAACAGAGAAGAGAAAAUACUCAACAGGGAGAUUGGGUUUGCCAUUGGUAUGCCUGUUUGUGAGUUUGAUCUUGUCAAGGAUUUUGAAGUUCAGGACUUCAGAAGAAACAUCCUCAACGUGUGUAAAGAUGCUGUGGAGCUGAGAGACGCCAACGGCCCCCAUAGCAGAGCGCUGUAUGUUUACCCUCCCAAUGUGGAAUCAUCACAGGAACUUCCCAAACACAUCUAUAGCAAACUCGACAAAGGUCAGAUAAUUGUAGUGAUCUGGGUGAUCGUUUCUCCAAACAAUGACAAGCAAAAAUAUACAUUGAAGAUCAACCACGACUGUGUGCCUGAACAGGUGAUUGCGGAGGCCAUUCGUAAGAAGACUCGCAGCAUGCUACUGUCUCCAGAGCAGUUAAAGAUGUGCGUUCAAGAAUAUCAGGGAAAAUACAUCCUCAAAGUGUGCGGCUGUGAUGAGUACCUGCUGGAAAAGUAUCCCAUCAGCCAGUAUAAGUACAUCCGUAGUUGCAUCAUGUUGAGCAGGUUGCCCAAUCUGAUGCUAAUGGCUAAAGACAGCCUGUACAGCCAGUUGCCUACAGACAGCUUUGUCAUGCCGUCAUACUGUCGACGCAUCUCCACGGCAACGUCGUAUAUGAACGGCGAGGCUGCCCCAAAGUCGCUCUGGACCAUCAGCGGAGGUCUACGGAUAAGAAUCCUUUGUGCUACCUAUGUAAAUGUAAACAUACGGGACAUAGAUAAGAUAUAUGUGAGGACGGGCAUUUACCAUGGAGGUGAACAAAUGUGUGAUAAUGUCAACACACAGAGAGUACCCUGCUCCAAUCCCAGGUGGAAUGAGUGGCUCAACUAUGACAUGUACAUCUUAGACAUCCCUCGAGCAGCCCGACUCUGCCUGUCCAUCUGCUCUGUGAAGGGCAGGAAGGGAGCUAAGGAGGAGCACUGUCCUUUGGCCUGGGGUAACAUCAACCUGUUUGAUUACACUCACACGCUGGUGGCAAAUAAAAUGGCCCUGAACCUCUGGCCUGUCCCUCACGGACUGGAAGACCUUCUCAAUCCCAUUGGAGUUACAGGAUCCAACCCCAACAAGGAAACGCCAUGUCUGGAGCUGGAGUUUGAGCACUUCAGCAGUCCAGUGAAAUAUCCAGAUAUGAAUGCGGUGGAAGAGCAUGCGAACUGGACCAUCUCCAGAGAACUGGGAUUUAACUACAACAUCUCAGGGCAGAGUAACCGUGUGGCCAGAGAUCACGCCCUGACAGACAGUGACUCUGAACAGCUGAAACAACUGAGUAACAGGGACCCUCUGUCUGAAAUAACUGAGCAGGAGAAGGACUUCCUUUGGAGACACAGGCACUAUUGCAUGAACAUUCCUGAGAUCCUUCCCAAGAUCCUUCUUGCUGUCAAAUGGAACUCCAGAGAUGAAGUAGCACAGAUGUACUGUUUGUUGAAAGAAUGGCCCUCUAUCCGUCCUGAGCAGGCCAUGGAGCUGUUGGACUGUAACUACCCAGACCCUAUGGUCAGGCACUUCGCUGUACGCUGCCUUGACAAAUUCCUGACUGAUGAUAAACUGUCCCAGUACCUCAUCCAGCUUGUACAGGUUUUGAAAUACGAGCAGUAUCUUGACAAUCCACUGGCCCGCUUCCUCCUCAAAAAAGCUUUGACCAAUCAAAGGAUAGGACAUUUCUUCUUUUGGCAUCUCAAGUCAGAAAUGCACAAUAAAACUGUGAGCCAGCGGUUUGGGCUGCUGUUGGAGGCUUACUGCAGGGCUUGUGGGAUGUACCUCAAACACUUGAGCCGGCAGGUAGAGGCCAUGGAGAAGCUCAUCAACCUCACUGAUAUUCUCAAGCAAGAAAAGAAGGAUGAAACACAAAAGGUCCAGAUGAGGUUCCUCGUGGAGCAGAUGAAGAGACCAGACUACAUGGAUGCCCUGCAGAACUUCACCUCCCCUCUUAACCCUGCACACCAACUGGGAAACCUGAGGUUAGAGGACUGCAGAAUCAUGUCAUCAGCAAAGAGGCCGCUGUGGCUGAACUGGGAGAACCCGGACAUCAUGUCAGAGAUGCUUUUUCAGAACAACGAGAUCAUUUUCAAAAAUGGAGAUGACUUGCGUCAGGAUAUGUUGACAUUGCAGAUCAUCAAAAUAAUGGAGAACAUUUGGCAGAAUCAGGGACUGGACCUACGGAUGCUGCCCUACGGCUGUCUGUCAUUAGGAGACUGCGUGGGGCUCAUCGAGGUGGUCCGUAGCUCCCACACCAUCAUGCAGAUUCAGUGUAAAGGAGGCUUGAAGGGAGCCUUACAGUUCAACUCCAACACUCUGCAUCAGUGGCUCAAGGACAAGAACAGGGGGGAGAUGUAUGACAUGGCUGUGGAUCUGUUCACCAGGUCUUGCGCUGGCUACUGUGUAGCUACAUUCAUCCUGGGGAUUGGAGAUCGACACAACAGCAACAUUAUGGUGAAAGACGACGGGCAGCUGUUUCAUAUAGAUUUUGGACAUUUCCUGGAUCAUAAGAAGAAGAAAUUUGGCUACAAAAGAGAACGGGUACCUUUCGUGCUGACGCAGGACUUCCUCAUUGUCAUCAGCAAAGGAUCACAGGAAUGCACAAAGACCAAAGAGUUCGAAAGGUUCCAGGAGAUGUGCUACAAAGCUUACCUAGCCAUCCGCCAACAUGCCAACCUCUUCAUCAACCUGUUCUCCAUGAUGCUGGGCUCCGGGAUGCCCGAGCUGCAGUCCUUUGACGACAUUGCGUACAUCCGAAAAACGCUGGCGCUCGAGAAAGGCGAGCAGGAAGCAUUGGACUACUUCAUGAAGCAGAUGAACGAUGCUCACCAUGGAGGAUGGACCACCAAGAUGGACUGGAUAUUCCACACAAUUAGACAGCAUGCACUCAACUGAUACCUCACCCACAAACAAACCAGUCCCACCGUGGAGUAUUAUUUCCCAGAAGGAGCAAACUCUUCCAAGAAGUUCAUCUCUGCAUGACAGCAGACUAGCGAGCAGUCUACCAAUGAGGGAACUGUUUUUAUACACCUAUAUAUUUCCUUUUUGAAGCACUUUUUUUUGUUCAAUCAAAUAUGGUUCCAUUUUUCUGUAUUAUAAAUACACGUUUGUGUGCUUUCUGGUAUGUGCACUGUUCUCAGCUUGAGUUAGGGAGAGUGUGGAUGGUGUUUGCAUAUUAUGCUGCUGUGCAUCAUCCUUUUUUUGUUUUCUUCAUCCAUCAGAGCGAUUUGACCAGGGACACGUCAUCCCUCGCUCUGCUGAGGAAAAGCCCAGGUUUCACAGUGCAGCUUAAGAAGCUGCCUCUGCCAAGGUAUCAAUGUAGCCACAAAGUAAGUCCAACUUACUUCCCUCCUCGGCCAUACGAGUGCUGCACUUUGGCUCGUCAUCUCUAGGAAGGUAGCGGGCACAAGCACCUUUUUUUUUUGUUUUAUUUUAGAAUCCAUUUGUCGUUUUACACUACAGCAGAACUGGUCUGUGGAAGCUUUUAGGUUGUCUUACAUCGUGGACAUGAAGUUGCAGAUGUUUUUGGAAAUAUCAAAGCUAAAAUCUGCAGCUUGUUCCCCACUUCAGAAACAUCUAACAAAGUUAGACUCUAACCAGAAAUUUUAGGGUGACCAUCUUUUCUAGAAAAUCUAAAAAUAAGCAGCUAAAUGAAGGUUUAUUGUGUGUUUUUUUUAAUUUAUGUACAAUAGUUUCCAAUUCAAAACCCAACAUUAUCAGUUGUUUUUUUGUUUUGUUUUUGCAUUAUUUCCAGCUUCCUGUGCAACUGCCUAUCUUCUUCCUUAUCAUCACAGCCUCAGCCUAAUCCUACUGAUUCCUUUUUUAUUUUUGCUUUGUCACUUUAUGAAAAACAUUUUUUUAUUUAGAUGUGUUUUUCUCCCCAUUUUACAUCACUUUUUUUGGAGAGUUAAAAAAAAAAUCAUAUUUUAAAAGUUACUGUGUUCAUAAUUUCGUUUUUUGUUGGUAAAUAGAGGCUCAGGGGAAUGUCUCGUCUUCCUCUUUAUUUAAAUGCCUUUAAAUCACUGAAAAACUGCACAAUGUUGCACAAUAUUAAACCCAAAAACCUGGCACUAAUUAAAAAAAACUUUAAGGGAAACCAUCUAAUUUGACUAAAACUUUGCCUUUUACAUAUAUUGACUCUUAAGCUGUGAUAUUGGGUUAAAAUAUAGAAAUAUCCAAAUUAUUACAAGAGGGACUCAAAAAAUAAGUAUUUUUGUAUGCUUUUGCCUCCUAACAGGUUUUAAAAAGUGACUAUUUGAGGACUUUAGUGUGAGAUGCAGCUCUUUUGGGGGUAAUAUAGAACACUACAAUCAGCUGAACUCUUUAAUGAGACGUAAUUAAAUGGAAAUGUUUUAAAGUAGCUCCAUGAAAUCCUAAGGAGCUCACUUAUGAAUAAAUAGGUGGGAGAAAAAUAAUCAAGUUUAACUGAUUGUAGUGUCAGUUUAAAGCUGCAUGAAUGUAUAAAAGAUUUUUUUUCGUAAAGGCAGAAGCUGAGAGUUCUUUCCUCUUUCUGCUCCUAUUUUCGAUGCAUCAGAAAAAAAGUUCAUACUCUAAGGGGUUUUAAAAACGUACUUUUUUUUUGUUAAAUCCUUUUUCUACUUUAAAACCUAAUAUGCAUGUUUGUGAAACAGCCUCAUCUGUCUGUCUGUAAGACUCCAUUUUGAAGAACCGUUAACCUUUUGUUUGCUAUGAAUGAUGUGUGAAACAAACAGAAGCCCCAUUGUGUCAUCAUCCUGUACAUACUGAAGGACGUGUUUGCGAGUGCCAUACGAACUCUUCUGCACGGGCUGCAGGCUUUCAUUGGCAGGUCCCAGUGACUCCGGCAGCUGUGUUGUCUUUCAAUGUUCAGACCCUCCCCUCUACGGCAGGCGUGUGCCAAAAAACAUGUUUAUAAAGAAACAUAAACUCCUCUGAUAAGUCGUUUUACUUGAAAUUUUGUGACUCUACAGCCCUUCUGUAUUUAGCUAGCUGUAUUUGGUGGGGUAUGUGUGCGGGAGGGGGGGGUGCAAUGUCUAUUUAGUACUUUUUGUGUGUACGGCAGGUGACCGGUUGUGUUCGAUUCCAGUGGUGAAUGUUUUUUGCACCACAGUCCAUCAUUUAAGGAAGAAGACUCCAUUUUUGAGUGAAGGACUGAGAUUGUGCUUUUUGUGAAUGAGGUGACAAGAACGCAUCUGUUUGUCAUGAAUCUGACUGAUCCUUCUAACCUGUAAAAGCACGUUUGUUUAAAUUUCCUUUUGGUGCCCAUCUUUUAUGAACUGAAGUAUUUUUUUUUUCUCUCUGAAGUAAAAAACAAACUCACAACUCAGUGCAAUAUUCCUGCUAUUUCCCCCAACAGCUGCAGGUUUUUAUUUAUUUUUUCUACUAACUUCUUUAUUGAUUAAGAUGUGUAACAAAACAAAAAAAAAUCCACUUGAGCUUGAAGGUGGCAGAUCAUGGAUUUACGUUUUCUACAACUGCAUCAUGAUGAUAUUUCCUAAAAUGCUCCAUAUUGUCAGUAAUUCUUCGUAUACAAUUAUGAAUUGUUUCUUCCAAUUCGACCUGCAUGAGAUGGGUAAAAAACAAAGAAAAAAACAACAAAUCCUCUGGCUACAUUCAGUUUUUGAUAUAUUUUUUAAGGCACCAGAAAAAAAUGUUGAUAAAUGAAUGCCUUAAGUGUGUUCCCUUGUAGUUUCUAGGCUCUAACUUGAAGUAACCUUCCUUUUUAUUUAUGAAUGUAUUUUUUUUUUUGGCUAAGUUGCCAGAGUUCAGGUUUGAACCUUGACUGAAUGGUCAUCUGAGUGUUCUGUGAAGAUGUACAAAUAAAUUUGUUAAACAUUCACUUCUUCUUGUGUUUGCUCUUGUGCUACAAAAAUAUCAUGGUUUUAUUCUGAAAAUUACUUUCAGGGCUUUAGUUUUCUGCAUAAUUAACAAGUAUCUGUUAUUUUACAGUAAUCAAACCCAACUGUUUUAAAUAUAUGUCAAUUUUUUUCUAUCCUAAGGGAAUGUAAAAGUGUAUUUUAAUAAAAAAACAAACAAACAAGGAACACCAAAACAUUUACUUUACUUUAAUGUUAGAAAACUGAUGUUUUGUUUUUUAAUGAGUAAGUUCAGAUCAGAAAAAUAAGGUUUUUUGCUUUUCAUUCACUUCUUUGUUCUAGAGCUUUCUAAAUAGUCAUUUCCACAACUUUUUUGAAUGAUCUGCUUUCUAUGAAGGUAACAUUACUUGGAAAAAAAAAAAAAAAA